Molecule: messenger RNA, 4384 nt
Organism: Pocillopora meandrina
Lineage: Eukaryota; Metazoa; Cnidaria; Anthozoa; Scleractinia; Pocilloporidae
Source: the annotation of a GenBank genome assembly
AUUCCCGCCAUCUUUGCGAUCGGUUUGUGGCAUCGCGUGUCGCAACAUAUACAUAAAUUAUACAGGGAUGUUAAGAGGAAUGGCUGCCACAAUCAGAAAAAUAGUAAGCACUUCCAAAGCUCCUGGAGCCAUUGGACCUUACAAGUAAGAUCAACAAAGUUAAAUACGAGGGAGUGUGCGUCGGGGUACAAAGACAGACGACACUGAUUAAAUGUGCAGACAAAAAUAAGUAAUUGAAAGUCUCGCUCACGUGCAUUGUUUCAAGUACUCGUUAAGUUUUCAUUUUAGACGGAAUUUGUAAGUUUAUUUUUUGGAAAACCUUUGCGAUCGGAGAGAGUCGCUCUCAGGAAGGAGAGACAAAAACGUUGCCCCUCUCCACCCUCGAUGGUCCAUGAAGCAACUCGGUUUAAGUUACUUCUCCUAAGAUUUACACAUGGCUACUCUAAGAAAGAUUGUCCAUACUUCGAAGGGAGUUCAGCCGAUUCGUGGUGUGUACAGGUAAAUAUUUCGAAGAAGAAGUUACGAGUAUGCCCGUAGCAUCGAGAGAAAUAGAGUUAGAGGGACGUGAAAGAUCGACCUAAACGCAUCAAAUUGAUACCCUGUUUCGGACCAAAAGGGGUCUUCAACAACACUCCUUGGAGCUGUGCAUGCCUACAUAGCCUAUGUGGAGGAGUUUCUCCCUCCCUUCCUGGGUGUCAAUCGUGAGAUGUGUAAUCAUGUGAGCUGAAACGAAGUCUCGAUCACAACCAGAACGACCUACAACAUUUUUUUGAGGCCUCACCUUGAGUAGUCUCAUUAGGCCUUGAACUCAUGACUUCCAACUUGCACAUCAGUUCUCUUGCCAACCAAGAGAACUGCUGUGAAAGUGGUAAGCUGGUAAUCUAAAUAGUGUUCUAAAAGAGACUCAUAUUGGCUCCUUCCUAUUUUGAACAGCCAAGCUGUAAUUGCAGACAAAACAAUGUAUGUGUCUGGACAGCUGGGACUAGACCCAAACGUGAGUGUAACCAUAAUUAAAUUAAGAUAAUUCGCAUCACGUGACAGCAUGAUGGGAGGCAUGUUUACCAAGUGAUUAGGACACAAGAUCAAGAGGUCCCAAUUGGAGUACUGGCUCCUUUUUCGUGCUUUAUUCUUGGAAAAUAUAUUCCUAUGCUUGGGAAAUCCCUCAAAAUUCAAUGAGAUUACCUAAGAUGAAUAAGGAGCCUCUUCCCCCCCAAAGUGGGAGUAGAGAUACUCCUGGUCUCUUCAUGCCACAAAAAACUGGGGAUAAACACCAGAAGUUAUGGACUCUAUAGCCACUUGACCUGAUUCCCCAUCCUCCUCCUCCUCCCCCCCUCCUCCACCUCCUUACAAAGACAAAGGGCAGAGUUCUUGCAACCUUGGCAUCAGUGGGGGAUGAUGUUGGUAGUUCAGAUUGUAUAUAGAAUUAGUCUGUCAGUGGCAUCAGCUUGCUGAACCAGGGUAGCACUUUGAAUACCCAUUAUCUUCGACUUCAAGGUGUUAGUCUCAGACUGACAGAAGUCAUUUCCAUAACCCCCUUCAAGCUCAAAUUUGAACUGACCACUGUAAAGACACUGUACUCACUCUGAUGAUAACAAACAGAGAUACUUUUUGUUUAAAAAUAUGAAUCCCAGAAGGGUUAAAAAGAAAUGUGUACUACACCCUUGAACAGGUACUUGUAACUACUUUACCAUUCAAUUUGAUAUAAACAUUGUCAUAUUAUUUUUAUAUUUUGUCUUUUUGUCAUCUGGAAAGACUAUGGAUUUUGUAUCAGAUGAUGUCACAGAGCAAACUAAGCAGGUAUUUUGAACAAAAGUAUGUUUAAUACAAAGCACACCACACUUCCUAUGAAGAGAAUUCCAGUUCUAUCUCAUCUUCUGUCCUUAUUGACAAUAUUGUCUCCUGAGACCUACUUUUAUCAACCCUUUAAGUCCCACUAGUGACCAAGAUAGAAUUUCUCCUUACACUAUCUGCUCAAUAUCAAGCAGACAAGUGAUGAGAAUAAAGAAAAAUAUCAAUUGAGGGAUUAUUUGUUGAUCCAAUUCCAAAUUCUCCAAACUAACAUCAUAUGAAUUGUAUGACAGACAGUAAUGAGAAUUACUAAUGAGAUCUUGGGAGUUAAAGGGUUAAUUAAUUUCUAUGCUGUUUAUAUGAAGGCACUGACCAACAUGGGCCAUAUUCUGGAGGCAGGAGGCUCAUCAUUUGACAAAGGUAUGUAACUUGGUCAUGGGAGGGUUCAAGCCCCAGACCAGACCAACACUCGGGUCUAAAAAAUAACUGAGGAGAAUGUGUCACCUUUGCUAUGACAUCUGUAAGUGGUUAGACUUGCUGGUCUUCUCAGCUAAGGGUAAUUAACUAUAAGCCCCAUCUCCUACAUCUCCUCUGUACUGGUUGGCAAGGGAGGUUAAUGAACUCACGCACUUCUUGCAAAGAACAAGGAAUACAGCUUCUGGUGUUGUGGUCUGGCCUUGUUAUUAUUAAUUAAUUUUAAAGAUUACCCAGUAGUAGUUACUAUAUAGAAAGAGGUGGGGUGACAGAGGAAGAAGAAGAAGAACUUCUUAUACUCUUCAUUUUAUAAGUAUUAUAAUUUAAAGUUUGCUGUCCAAAUAAAAAGAAUGGCUUCAAAAGAUUGCGAGCAGCAAGCGAUAUUUUUACUUUUGAGUAAUGAUAUCUAUAUCAAGUUAGAAGCACUUGCACCAAUUCUUGUAGAUUAUUUUGUGAGCUUUUGAUUUAAGAAUGUAAGGGAAAUCAUCAGAUCUUGACUGUCAACUUUUAGCAAACUAAUCAUGGCAUGUUUCUAAUAUGUGAGCAAAAUUUACAUUUUAGUUGUGAAGACCACCGUUCUAUUGGCGGACAUUGGAGACUUUGCCAAAGUGAAUGAGGUUUAUGCCACCUGUGAGUUUACUGUCAUUGAUGUGAUUUUCAAUGUAACGGUUGUUAACCCUUUAACUCCCAAGAUCUGAUUGUUAAUUCUCCCUACUAGCUUCUAGAAGUUUCCCUAUAACUGAGUUACCAGAAUUUGGUGUUAGUUCAAGAUCACUACUCCUACCUGAUAAGUUUUAGUAUUCUCAUCACAUUUUUUCUGAAUACUGUUUGGAUUUUGUAGGGAGAAGUUACAUGUUAAUCACUUCUGGGCGUUAAAGGUUUAAAUGGUUUUUGUCUAUAUAGUGGGAUUCAUGGUGAUCAACUGGAUAGCUUAGUAGAGUCAGGAUUGAAGGGUCUGGGAACGAGUCCUGGCCAGAGUUUCCAUUGUGUUCAGUGGUAAGACUCAUCACUCCAUGACUCUCCUCAGCCAGAGUUCAAACAGGGUUGCCUGCGAUAAUGAGGGUAACCUAAUGAGAUUGAUUAGUUGAUCCAGUAUCAAAUUCUCCAAACUAACUUCACUAUAAUUGUAUGGCAGACAACGAGGAAAAUUACUAAUGAGAUCUUGUGAGUGAAAGUAUUAAGGGUUGCACUGUACUCUGAUUGGCUUUUAGUGAAGGAAAGCAUUCCAUAUUGUUUAUUCUUCACAGUUUUCACUUCAAAACAGCCAGCCAGGGCAGCCUAUCAAGUAGGAAAUCUUCCCAAGGUAAUAAACAUUUCAUCCAUCAGAAAAUUUACCUUUUUUUCCUUUUUCUGUCAAGGGUAGUAGAGGGGAAGGCUAUCAGGGUACACCUUGCCCCUCUCUGUCUAGAAAAAGUGAUACUUUUCACAAAAGGUGUUUCAAUUAAAUGCCUUGAAAUCAAAAACCAAAGUACAAGGUACAUAACACAAGGAGCUAAUGAAAACUCAAAGUGAAAAAAAACCAAGCUGGGUAACGCGCGUGAAAACGCGAGUGAAAAUACGCGGGGAAACGUGAGUGACCAUAUCACGAUAUAAGCUGAUGUUAUAAGGUUCUGGUCGCGAUUGGUGUAUCUUUUGUAUCUGAUUAGCUAAGAGGGUGGCGUGGGUUUUCUAAACCUACACAGAGUGACCUACAGUCCUGGUUUACUUUCGAUGCUCGAUUAAAAACUCUCUGUAGCAGAAAAAACCCUGGCGUGCCCCCAAACGGUAUUAAGACGUUGGUUUGGUAUCCACAUCCUGGAAAAUACUGCAUAGGUCCCAGAUCAUAAUUCGCGCGACUCCCAAGGUAAAGAUACACUGAAAUAAGGAAUUUUUAUAUAUUUCUUUUCAGUAUGGAAAAGUUGAGAUAGAAGCAGUUGCGAUUGUGGGUGAGGUAAAGGAUGAGUAGGCAUUGAUGUGAUACUACGAUAAAGACACAAACUAAUCCAAACUAUAAAGAAAGAUUAGAAUCUUCUGUGAGUUUAAAAAGAGAGAAGUGUAAACUCGCUUAAACUUUGUAACGGGUAGGGAAUGAUGAAUGCUCCAAACGAAGUCACUAGUGUGAAAUAAAUGUUUUUGCCUUUUC